Messenger RNA from Neoarthrinium moseri, 1368 nucleotides. RefSeq lists its product as uncharacterized. Gene Ontology annotation, cellular component: Rad6-Rad18 complex; nucleus. The transcript has a single exon. The coding region runs from base 1 to 1368 and encodes 455 amino acids. Lineage: Eukaryota; Fungi; Ascomycota; Sordariomycetes; Amphisphaeriales; Apiosporaceae. Gene Ontology annotation, biological process: protein monoubiquitination; DNA damage tolerance. The record is from RefSeq and is a predicted model, not a curated record. Gene Ontology annotation, molecular function: single-stranded DNA binding; ubiquitin protein ligase activity.
AUGAACGACCAGGACUCCUUCGAGGUCAGCGACUCGACCGACUGGCUUUCGACGCCGCUCUCGGGCCUCACAGCCGUCGAGUCCGCCCUCCGGUGUCAGGUCUGCAAGGACUUCUACAAGACGCCCAUGCUGACGUCCUGCAACCACACUUUCUGCUCGCUGUGCAUCCGUCGUGCCCUGUCUAACGACGGCAAAUGCCCGCUUUGCCGCGCGAACGAGCAGGAGAUGAAGCUGAGGAGCAACUGGUCCAUGGAAGAGGUGGUGGGCGCGUUCGUGAAGACGAGACCGGCCGUCCUAGACCACGCGCGCAAACCGCCGACAGUAGUGGUGCAAAGCGUCGAGUCUCCCAAGCGCAGACUGGACGCAGACGCAGACGGAGCACAAGAGCCCAGAGAGUCGAAGCGCUUGAGGAGCUCGACACGGCUAAGCGCAUCCAGAGGAGCUGCGGCGACGGCCGAGAUGGCCAGACUCGAGGCCGACAUAGCGGUGCCUGCUGACCCAGAGCAAGAGAUGGACUAUGACGACGGUCUGGUCGCUUGUCCGAUAUGCCUGAUGCGAAUGAGGGAGGCUCAGGUCGACGGCCACAUAGACAAAUCGUGUCCGGGCUCGCCCGUACCGGAGUCGCAACGUCGCCCCCGUUCUACUCCUAGAAAUACAGCUGCCGGCCACAACGGCUUCCAGGCGUCCUCGUCCGCCUCUUUAUCAUCAAUGCAAACCCCUUUAAAGAGACCCGAUCGCCUUCCUGCUAUGAACUAUUCCAUGCUCAAGGAACCGCAACUGCGGAAGAAGCUCGCGGAGCUGGGGGUGUCGACCGCUGGAGACAGACGGAUGCUCGAGAGGCGGCACAAGGAGUGGAUGACGAUAUGGAACGCCAAUUGCGACUCAUUACAUCCGCGGAAGAAGGGCGAGCUGCUUCAUGAUCUAGACGUGUGGGAGAAGACCCUCGGCACACGCGCACCCCAGAGCUCCCGGUCCAUUAACCUGGGAACGCACAUCAAGGAUAAGGACUUUGAUCAGCAGGCUUGGUCGACGAAGCAUGAUGCCUCCUUCAAGGAUCUCAUUGCCAACGCGAGGAGGAACGUGGCCGAUGCCAAGAAGAAGGCAAAGGCUGACAGCGCAACAUCGACGGACGCAGCGACGUCCAACCCCGAUAGCGAGAUAGUCACGCCGAAUGUAUCUCAUCCAACACCGGCGCCGCCGCACACGACGGUGGUUGAAGAUGCACCUUACGUGGACGGGAUACGGUCUCCUGACGUCCUUGGCCGGCUGGAGGAGUCUGGUACGGGAUAUCUUCAUGAUAGUGACAACAACGGCGACGAUAAUAGUGGCGGUCCGUUUCCUCAACCACCUUUCGUCUAUCCGCCUUGA